Molecule: messenger RNA, 450 nt
Organism: Trichomonas vaginalis G3
Lineage: Eukaryota; Parabasalia; Trichomonadida; Trichomonadidae
Product: GTPase protein
Exons: 1
Coding region: 1-450 (149 amino acids)
Molecular function (GO): GTP binding; GTPase activity
Source: RefSeq, a predicted model, not a curated record
AUGUCCUCUAACCAAAAUUCACCCUUUUUUGGCGCAAGGGAACUAAAAGUGGUAUUAAUUGGAGAUGCUUCAGUUGGUAAGACAUCUCUUUUAACAAGAUAUAUAACAGGUUCUCACACAAGCAACAUAUCACCCACACUCGGUGCUGCUUUUACAACAAAAUUAGUAGAGUCGGAUGGAGAAAAUGUUAAACUACAGAUUUGGGAUACUUCUGGCGAGGAAAGAUACAGAUCAAUGGCACCAUUAUACUAUCGUGGUGCCGCUGUAGUUGUUCUAGUAUAUGAUUUGACAAUAGAAAGUACGUAUAGUAGCAUUGAUCACUGGCUGGAAGCAUUACGCCAGCAUGUUAACAUGCAAACUACAUUAAUCUUAUUAGUUGGUAACAAAUUAGAUCUUUUGAAUACAAAUAAGAGGGUUGUUUCACAGGAAGAUGCCAAAAGGCACGCAUAA